AUGAACUUUGCCGGGCCACUAUUGAGGUGGGAGAGGCAGAGUUUGUUUGUUGGCUUGAGUGGGUGGGCGGUGGGCAUGGGUUCUCCGUCCCUCCGAUGGGUACGGAAAAAGGAUGCGAAUUGGCGCGGUGAACCUAGCGCCGGGGGGGAUGUUGAUGUGUCUUUUUCAGGGAUCACGUCUCCAGCCACUGCCGACUUAGACGGAGAGUCGUCUCACGCUAAACGCAAUACGGGGCGACACGCGAAACGAUGCAAGCGAUUUUCAGAAACAGAGGGCCCCACCGGGUGCUGGGGCUGCCUGUGGGCGGGCGGGCGCGGUGAUUGGGCCCAGAGCACAGACUGGACGCCGCCGGCCCUGGGCGAGGGACAGGCUCUGGAACCUUCAAGGUUGACCCCCGGUGGCCCGCAGCGGAUUGACAGCGUGCGUCUUCAACGGGUGGAUGGCGACCGGUUGAACGUCGGCCUGUGGUCCGUGAGCUCGGGCAAACACGUGAGACGAAUUAUCCGUGGCCCUCACGGCUCCGAAGUGGAUGUGCAUUUCCGUGGAUGCAGGCAAAAGCCAAGUUAA
Messenger RNA from Coccidioides immitis RS, 567 nucleotides. RefSeq lists its product as uncharacterized. The transcript is spliced from 6 exons. The record is from RefSeq and is a predicted model, not a curated record. NCBI's taxonomy places the organism in Eukaryota, Fungi, Ascomycota, Eurotiomycetes, Onygenales, Onygenaceae. Bases 1 to 567 code for a protein of 188 amino acids.